AUGAAGAACGAAGAGGACAUUGACGAGCCACAACAGCCGCCACUGCAGUCAGGUAGCAUUGAGAGUCAGAAGUUGGAGGCUAUUGUGUGGACAACGCCAGCGGCUGCGAUGGAAAUAACUAAUUCUAGCAGCCCGACGAUUGAUGUGCUGUCUGAGGUGAGCCCUUUAACUCAAUCUAGCGUUAAAACGCCAACUAUAUUCUUAGAGCGUUGAGG
Messenger RNA from Strongylus vulgaris, 215 nucleotides. NCBI's taxonomy places the organism in Eukaryota, Metazoa, Nematoda, Chromadorea, Rhabditida, Strongylidae. The record is from the annotation of a GenBank genome assembly.